Colius striatus (speckled mousebird) is the source of this 1950-nucleotide messenger RNA. It is a transcript of the gene RNPS1, whose product is annotated as RNA binding protein with serine rich domain 1. Lineage: Eukaryota; Metazoa; Chordata; Aves; Coliiformes; Coliidae. Gene Ontology annotation, cellular component: cytoplasm; nucleoplasm; ASAP complex. The record is from RefSeq and is a predicted model, not a curated record. The transcript is spliced from 7 exons. Gene Ontology annotation, molecular function: RNA binding. Gene Ontology annotation, biological process: mRNA splicing, via spliceosome. Bases 66 to 920 code for a protein of 284 amino acids.
UCCCGCCCGCGCUGCGUCGAUCGCACGCGACGGGCCCGGAGCGGCGGCUGUGGCGGGCGCCGAGGAUGGCUCCCUCACCAACCAAGCGCAAGGACAGGUCUGAAGAGAAGUCAAAAGACAGGUCCAAGGAUAAAGCAUCCACUAAGGAGUCGGGUGAAAAGGAUCGCGGUCGAGACAAGACGCGCAAGAGACGCAGCGCUUCCAGCGGCAGCAGCAGUACCAGAUCCCGUUCCAGCUCCACUUCCAGUUCAGGGUCCAGUUCCAGCACUGGUUCCAGCAGUGGCUCUAGCUCCUCUUCUGCCUCAAGCCGCUCUGGGAGCUCCAGCACCUCACGCAGUUCCAGCUCCAGCAGCUCCUCUGGCUCUCCGAGUCCGUCCCGACGGAGACACGACAACAGGAGACGCUCCCGCUCCAAGUCCAAGCCACCCAAGAGAGACGAAAAGGAGCGGAAGAGGCGAAGCCCAUCACCCAGACCUACAAAAGUGCACGUUGGAAGGCUCACUAGAAAUGUGACCAAGGAUCACAUCAUGGAAAUUUUUUCCACUUAUGGAAAGAUUAAAAUGAUUGACAUGCCAGUUGACAGGCUGAAUCCACACCUCUCCAAGGGCUACGCUUACGUGGAGUUUGAGAACCCAGACGAUGCCGAGAAAGCCCUGAAGCACAUGGAUGGAGGCCAGAUCGAUGGUCAGGAGAUCACAGCCACAGCUGUGCUGGCACCGCGGCCCCGGCCCCCGCCCCGGCGCUUCAGCCCACCCAGGAGGAUGCUGCCGCCGCCACCCAUGUGGCGCAGGUCCCCCCCACGCAUGAGGAGGAGGUCCCGCUCCCCUCGGCGCAGAUCCCCCGUUCGCCGGCGAUCCAGAUCCAGGUCCCCGGGCCGCAGGCGCCACCGCAGCCGCUCCAGCUCCAACUCCUCACGAUAAAGCAAAAGAGACUGGACAAGCUUUUUAUUUUUUAACUUAAAAUCCCUUCAGACUAAAUAUUGUACCUUUUUUUUUAUAACGGAUCUGGGUGAGCAGAGGGGGGAGAGAGAGGGCAAUCCCGGCAGUGAAGGCAGCCUGAGAGCAGAGGGCGGCAGCUCCCGGCCCGUAGCUGCCCUUUGCUUGUGGAGCUUUGAGCUUCCUGGUGUUGAAUUGAAAUGAUUUAACAAUGGCUUUGAUUUUUAAAGGCUGCAAAAAAAACCAAACCCAAUCCAAGCACCCCAACCCAUCUUUUCCAGAUAAAAGGCAGGAAAGAUGUGACAGCCUCUCUCUUCCUCCAGUUAGCAGGCUGCUGCUUGGUGAUUCUAAACGCUUCGCACGCUGUACAGACGAGCAUGUCAAUCUCGAGCUAGUUCACAAACCCUGUGUAGUUAAGACAGGGAGAGGCAUUUAACUUUUCAUCUCUAGGUGCCAGCACAGGGGGGUUUUCAGAGCAGCUGGAGUCCAGAUCUGCCCAAGACUUCACAUACUGAAUUGUUGCUUUGUUCCAGUUCCCAGCCAGAUUAGUUCCUGCUGAUUAAAGCUCUCCUGUAACGCAGGUCACCACAGAAACAACGGUCCAGCCCCCUGAAUAUGGUGCUGUAGAAAAGAAGCUGGAAAAUCUUAAGGACUGGUUUGUAACCUGGCCUUGUAAGUGAUUUCUUUCACUGUUUUUCUUAAAGGGUUUUGGGAAAAACUUCCUGCACAACCCCCCCAGGGAAAGGCUGUGAGCUCUUCAGCUCUAUCCCACCUCAAACCGGCGACUGAGCAUCGGCCCCCUGGAAACUGCACGGGAGGGAGGCUCGGGGCCACCCCGCUGGGUUAUCUGUGCUCCACAGAGGGAAAGGAAAAGAAUUUACCAGCUGUUGUACAGUCAAUCCUAUACAGAUUUGUUUUGUUUUGUUUUGUAUCACUUUGUAGCCUUUUGGGCCAUGUUGUGUUUGUACUUGUGUAGGAUGAGCGACUCUCGAAUAAAGCAGUAGGGUUGAGAAUA